Messenger RNA from Pristis pectinata (smalltooth sawfish), 1048 nucleotides. RefSeq names its product serine/arginine-rich splicing factor 2-like. NCBI's taxonomy places the organism in Eukaryota, Metazoa, Chordata, Chondrichthyes, Rhinopristiformes, Pristidae. Gene Ontology annotation, molecular function: RNA binding. The record is from RefSeq and is a predicted model, not a curated record.
AACCCGGGGAAGCCACCAUGAGUUAUGACAGGAGUGGACCUCCGGAUAUCGAGGGCAUGACCAGCCUGAAGGUGGACAAUCUCACGUACCGGAUCCCGGAGACCCUCAAGCGGGUCUUCGAGAAGUAUGGCGAGGUGGGAGACGUCUACAUCCCCCGAGACCGCUUCACGCGGGAGAGCCGGGGAUUCGCCUUCGUCCGCUUCUACGACAAGCGCGAUGCGGAGGAUGCCAUCGACGCCAUGGACGGAGCCAUCCUGGACGGCAGGGAGCUGCGGGUACAGAUGGCCCGGUAUUCCCGCCCGCCGGACUCCUUCCGCCGUGGGGGGGCACCAAACCGCAGAGCCAGUCGCUACAGGCGGAGCAGGAGCCCCAGGAGGAGACGGCGCUCCCGCUCCCGGUCCCGCUCCGGCUCCCGCUCCCGCUCCCGAUCCCGCUCCCGCUCCCGCUCCCGCUCCAAGCCCGGAGCCCGGAGCAAGGGCCAGUCCCGGGCGCGCCCCUCCCGCUCCCGGUCCCUCUCCCCUCCGCCCCGAUCCCGCUCCCGAUCCCGCUCCCGAUCCCCGGUCCGUCCUGCCUCUGGCUCCCGGUCGCGGUCACCCUCCCCUCCCCCGGCUAAGCAGGCUACCCCCGAGCCCCAGGGAUCCCCCGCCAGGGGCCGGUCCCGCUCUCCCGAGAGACCGGCCGCGAUCCCCGCCUCCCCGGAGAGGGAGCGCUCUCCAUCUCCCGCCCCGGAAAAGUCCCGCUCCGUCACUCCGGAAAGGAACGCCGAGCCGCGAUCCGGAUCGACGUCGCCGGAUCCGGCCCCUCCGGAUGCAGAGUGAUGGAGGGCUCCUGAUCGUCUGAGACCGCCAGGUCUCCGCCUGGCCAAGGAGGUUCUCGCCAGCAGCCUCGUGGGACCGAGCGGUGGACGUGUCGCCGCGGGAGUCCGUCUCCCGAUGACCGUGGGUGCGGCGGGGGCUGAGAGUAGGGAGGUGCAGCCGACCACGGUUCUGCCCGCCGCAGUCUCUGUCGUUCUGCUUUCAUUUUGUUUAUAUAAAAAUUCACAAAACUA